AUGUCUUCACCGAAUCGAAAUAUGUUUGUCCAAAGAUCCGAAGGCAGUGAGGCCAGCUCACAGAUGGACGGUAAUAAUGGUAGUGUUCCAGGUCGCAAUGUUCAAUCUUCGCCUCGUUUCUCAUCCAUGGGUACUGGUUUCGCUGGAAGCAGUCAGGUUGGUGAGGAUUUUGAAGGAUCGGGAUCUAAUUUUGCGGCACCCGUUUUCCCCAGUUCUUCCGCACCGAUGCAAAAUGCAGGUCAUAGUAGUCAAGACAACCGGCGCCAAUUGGGAAGCAGCGAGCCUUUUGAAAGAGACAAUGCAUUUGAGGAGUCGGAUUUACCGCUGGAAGGAAUUCGCCGACGCAAUUUGAAUGCUAUAAAGAAAGUGGAUGAUGUUACCGGUGAAAAAGUGCGAGAAGCAUUCGAGCAGUUUCUCGAGGAUUUUACAGUGGUUUCAGAAGAGGAACCCCAGGGGAACUACAUAUAUCGGGCUCAGAUCGAAUUCAUGAAAAUUUACGAUUUAAGCACCAUUUACGUGGAUUACCAGCAUUUGGCCACAAGAGAAAACGGUGCAUUGGCAAUUGCCAUUUCUGAACAAUACUAUAGAUUUCUGCCGUUCCUGUUAAAGGGUUUGAGACGUUUUGUCCGCAAAUUUGCGCCACAGCUGUUGCUCACUUCCGAUUCUGUACUGUCUCAAAGUCCAGAGUCGCUUGACACUCAAGCGGGGGAUGCCAUCCCGGACACGCAGCAAACAGAAGCGAGUGCAGUUACAGGUUCCGGCAUUGGAAAUGCGAGCUCGGGGCUGGCCACUGGCGGAUCGACAACAAGUUCUCCUGAACAAAGCGAACGUGUUUUCCAAAUAAGCUUUUUCAAUUUGCCCACUAUACAGAGAAUUAGGGACGUCAGGGCCGAAAAGAUUGGGUCUUUGAUGACUAUUUCUGGCACAGUGACCAGGACCUCUGAAGUGCGGCCAGAACUUUUCAAAGCAAGUUUUAGUUGUGAGAUGUGCAGGGCGAUCGUCGACAAUGUCGAGCAGGUUUUCAAAUAUACAGAACCUACUUAUUGUCCUAAUCCUUCUUGCGAGAAUCGUGCCUUCUGGAGCUUGAAUGUGGGAAGGUCCAAAUUCCUCGAUUGGCAAAAAAUCAGAAUCCAAGAAAAUGCGAACGAAAUUCCAACAGGUUCGAUGCCACGUACUUUGGAUGUCAUAUUAAGAGGCGACUGCGUGGAAAGAGCCAAACCGGGUGACAAGUGUAAGUUUAGCGGCACAGAGAUUGUAGUUCCGGACGUAACUCAACUUGGCCUUCCCGGCGUUAAGCCGAGUUCGACUAUGGAUUCAAGAGGAAUUUCAAGAAGUUCAGAAGGUCUUAAUGCUGGAGUUAGCGGAUUAAGAACGCUAGGUGUUAGGGAUUUGACAUACAAAAUCACGUUUUUGGCGUGCCACGUCGCGCAAUCCGGCCAAAACUCUGGAACUAACCAACAAGAUGGGUUGGACGACCUUGCAAAUGCACAGGUCGCUGGAGUUUAUGAUGAUGAUGGGAAAGAUCAAGAAAUUUUCUUGAAUAGUUUGAACUCUCAAGAGAUCAAUGAACUGAAGGAAAUGGUCAAAGAUGAGCGCAUUUAUGACAAAUUGGUGCGAUCCAUCUCUCCAGCCGUGUUCGGACAUGAUACUAUUAGAAAGGGUAUUUUAUUGCAAAUGCUGGGUGGUGUUCACAAGACAACGGUAGAGGGGAUCAAGCUUAGAGGCGAUAUAAACAUUUGCAUCGUCGGAGAUCCUUCGACUUCCAAGUCUCAGUUUUUGAAAUACGUUUGUGGUUUCGCUCCGCGGGCCGUUUAUACAUCUGGUAAAGCGUCUUCGGCUGCAGGGUUAACCGCCGCUGUUGUCAAAGAUGAAGAGGCGGGUGAUUUUACUAUAGAGGCAGGUGCGCUAAUGUUGGCUGACAAUGGGAUUUGUUGUAUUGAUGAGUUCGACAAGAUGGAUAUUUCAGAUCAAGUUGCCAUUCACGAAGCAAUGGAACAACAAACCAUCUCGAUAGCGAAAGCGGGGAUACAUGCUACGCUUAACGCCCGGACCUCCAUUUUAGCAGCUGCUAAUCCUGUUGGUGGUAGAUACAACAGAAAGUUGACUUUGAGAGGUAAUCUUAACAUGACAGCACCUAUCAUGUCUAGAUUCGACCUGUUUUUCGUCAUAUUGGAUGACUGUAAUGAGAAAGUUGACACCGAAUUGGCGUCGCAUAUUGUCGAUUUGCAUAUGAAACAGGACGAUGCUAUUGAUCCUCCAUUUAGCGCUGAGCAGUUACAGAGAUACAUCAGAUAUGCUCGCACUUUCAAGCCUGUUCUCAAUGAGGAAGCGCGCAACUAUUUGGUCAACAAAUAUAAAGAUUUGCGACAGGACGAUGCACAAGGAUUUAGUAAAUCGAGCUACAGAAUUACAGUUCGACAACUGGAAAGUAUGAUCAGAUUGUCCGAAGCUAUCGCGCGUGCUAAUUGCGUUGAUGAGAUCACACCCAAUUUUGUUGCUGAAGCGUACGACUUAUUGAGGCAGAGUAUCAUUCGUGUUGACGUAGAGGAUGUUGACGUCACUGGAGCGAGCGACGACGGGACUGACUCAGAUGCAGAUGAAAACCACGACGACCCCACACCUCCAGCCAACGAGGCCGAAGCACGUCGCAAUUCUACGGGGACAGGAGAAUCUCCUGAAAAGAGGCCGGUUACGAAGGAAAAGCGGAAGCACACGAUUUCCUACGACAAAUACGCCGCGAUGAUCAAUCUGAUCGUACAGAAAGUUGCACACGAGGACUCGAUGGGCAACGAAUUGACUGCUGCUAAUAUAGUCGAUUGGUACUUGCUACAGAAGGAGAACGAUCUCGACAGCGAAACCGAAUACUGGCAAGAACGGAAGUUAGCCUUUAAAGUGCUGAAAAGACUGGUGAAGGACAAAAUCCUCAUGCAAGUCCAAGGAACCAUGCAAUCUCUACCGGACACUCAGGCGGCGGCCCCGGCGGCUUCAAACCGUAUCGUCUACGUAAUCCAUCCCAACUGCGCUGUCCUGGACGGACUCAUUGGUUCGUCGCAAGGUCGUUAG
Messenger RNA from Lachancea mirantina, 3063 nucleotides. The record is from the annotation of a GenBank genome assembly. NCBI's taxonomy places the organism in Eukaryota, Fungi, Ascomycota, Saccharomycetes, Saccharomycetales, Saccharomycetaceae.